Molecule: messenger RNA, 7907 nt
Organism: Tachysurus fulvidraco (yellow catfish)
Lineage: Eukaryota; Metazoa; Chordata; Actinopteri; Siluriformes; Bagridae
Product: sorbin and SH3 domain-containing protein 1
Exons: 27
Coding region: 252-4670 (1472 amino acids)
Biological process (GO): cell-substrate adhesion
Cellular component (GO): cell-substrate junction; nucleus; cytoplasm
Molecular function (GO): protein binding
Source: RefSeq, a predicted model, not a curated record
CUCCGCCCCCUCUUGGCCCCGCCCACCCAGCCGGGUACAGAGAGUUUUAUGCUAAUGAGCCCGGGCCAAAGCUGCUGCUGCUGAGCGCGAGGACCCAGUAGAAACUGCGUCGUCACCACGGAAACCUGGACUGCUUCCGCGUGAAGGGCUCUCCAGCAGGGGGCGCAGUGAGAUUUGAUGCUGCCCCUGCACGUCCACUAAUUAACAGUCCACGCAGUGUCUCUGCAGUGAGAAUCACUCCUCUGAGGACCAUGAAGAGCUCUCCAGAUCUGAUGCCCACUGAGUUGGAUCCAUCUCGUGUGUGUAAGGGGAAGGGGGCUGUUACUCUGAGAGCCACAUUAGUUCAGGCUGAUGAUGGAGACUGUACGACCGAGGAACAGGAUGCGAAACCAGACAUGAGUGAAUGCCACAGAGCGGUCAAUGGAGAUGCCACAGAAACGAGUUUGGCAGACAAAAGACUAAAUAGCAACGAAGCUCAUUCAAAUUCAGACCCAGUCAGUAAGGCUACAACACAGGUGGAGUGUGUUGUAAGCUUAGGUCUGAGUGACUGUCCAUCAUCAGCCAGUGAGCCAACUGUGUGCACAUCAAACAGCAGUGAAUACCCAACAAUUGUUCUGUGGCAGCAUGGCACAGAUGCUGUAGAGCAGCAGGACCGAGUGUGUGAUCACGGCUCCAGCGAGACGCAAAUCUGUCGUCCACCUGAAGAUCCACCUCAAAGACCCUCUAUACAGAUGGAGGGCAAAAGAACGAUGAUUACUGUUCACUCAGUGUCCCCUGUCCCACUGGAGAAGCCUCGAGUCCCAGUACGGAACACAGAGAAGUCCAAGGACUGGUACAAGAACAUGUUCAAACAAAUCCACAGAAUACCAGAACCUCCUGAGGAAAAUCCAUACCGUCCCACCUACAUAUUCCCAGAGAUCUAUGACAGGCCGCUGAAAACCAGAGAUGAUAGCUCUUCACAUAUGGAUGAUUAUGGGCGAAGUGUUCCUCGGUCUAAAAGUGCUGUAGACGUGGGCAGCUCACAGACAAGGAGAAGAGUAUCUAUGCCAACUCAAACAUCUUCCCUACGGCCAGAAAGAAAUGAGUGGGAGCCCCCUGACAAGAAGGUGGACACCAGGAAGUAUCGCGCUGAGCCCAGGAGCAUCUUCGAGUACGAGCCAGGGAAGUCGUCUGUGCUGAGGGCGGAGAGGCCGGACUUAUCCCCUGAAGAUGUAGAUUUAGAGAAUGAACCAUGGUAUAGAUUCUAUUCAGAGAUGGAGUUUGGCAAAACGAGUGCCCCCUCUUUCACUCCCUUGGAAACAGCCUCCGACCUGCAGCAAUACCCGACGUGUAAACCGGGCCCCAUUGUGGCGGGGAAGGAGGGCGGCUCGGCUGGCGCUGAGCACGCAGCUCCAGAAUGCGAUCGGCACAUUUACAAAAGUGUCUUGGAGGGUGGCGACAUCCCACUGCAAGGCCUGCGAGCACUUAACAAACGCCAUCCCAGUUCAUCUUCGAAAGGUGGGAAUGGCUGUGUGAUUUCACCAUGCUCCUCUGUAAAUGGUCGCUCAGUUCUUGCCAGUAGCACACUAGGUACUCAGAACAAGACUAAAAACUCUCUAUUUGCUGCCAAAGCCUGCAUUCCUCAAAUCCUCCCCUCUAAAUUCAAGCCUAAAUUUGCCCCUUCUACUGAUGAGAACCAGGAGAGGAGAGCUGAGGCAACGGCAUGGGCCAAAGUGCACAGCUGUGAGGAUCUACACGAAGAGCCAUGCCUCUCAGGAAACGAUGAUACAACAGACACGUACCAUGAACUCGGUUCAGACACCAAAGCCAACUUUUUUCGAGAAGCUGUAUGCAAAAGUAGCACGCCUAUCCAAAAUGGACCUUUCAAUGUAGCUGUAAGGAGCACAGCAGAAUUUUCAACUCUGUACAGGAACAUGCACCAUAUUGAGAGGCCGAGAUCUUUGGGCCUCAGCCCUCAUGCCAGUGUACGUAACUUGGCCUCACUUUUUGAAAGGUCAGAUGCUGAUAUCACUGCUGAGCAAUGCAGGAAUAUCCCCCGUCAUGCUGUCAGUUGUCGUGUGAUGGAGUUUGAGCGUAUAAUUCAGUGUUCUAAUACCGGCCCGACACGCUCCGCCUCCAUGCCUACACUACCCAGUGGCUCUAGCCCCUCCCAUAGCCCCGCCCCUGUAGCUUGUAUACUUCAAUCAGCUCUUUCUGCUGAGUCGUUAAUAACGCCUGGGAUGGCACAUGUAGACAAUUGCCCCUUAGAGUGUGCCGAGGAGCAAACACCUAAAGAAGAGACUUCAUUCUCAGAAAUUCAAGAGCCAGAGGUGUGUGUUGCAUUUUCUAACAAGAACCAUAGCUCAAGAACAGACUUACUCUCACACACUGAUGGCAAGAGAGAACAGAAGGAUAGCUGUGUACAAAAUGCUACAGUGGAAACUCCCUCUCCUGGUCUCUCACUGCCUAACACUCUAAUAUUAGGGCACCACCACCACCACCACCACCACCAUGAUCCUCUCCCUUUUCACCUGAAACCCAGCAAGUGUAAAGGCUCCUGUCCUGCCUCCUACACCCGUUUCACCACUAUCCUCAGGCAUGAGCGUCAGCAGGCCAGAAGCUGCCUACCAGAGAAGAGACCAGGUCCUCCUACAAACCUGUUGCUAAUGGGUCCAGCACCAUUUUCCUUACGGAAGAGCCUGCACAAUCUCCAGUCCAAAAAAACACUUUCAGCUGCAAAAAGCCUGGCCAGGGAUACUGCAGAAGGUCGAGCGCUUUCGUCCAGACUGCGACCCAUCAUCCCCCAGCGUCUGUCGUCUCUCGAGGUGCUGGAGAGGCUCAGUAAUGGUUCAGAGGGGACCAAUGGCGAUGACUUCAUCGAUGCAGAAUGCUCAGAUGCCAAUAAAAACCACUGUGGAGACUCCGAAUCCUCACAGCCGUUAAGCCAAGGAGAUCAAGGAGAAAACCCAGACGAGGUGGCACGCAGACGUUACGGAGACAAAGAGAAAAUCCUGGAAGAACAGAGGCGUUUGAAGCGGGAACAAGAGGAGGCGGACAUCGCAUCACGCCGGCAUGCAGGCCUAGUACUCACACAUCAGCAGUUUAUCACCAAUGAGCGCUUUGGAGACUUGCUCACCAUCAACGACUCAGAGAAGAGGAAGUCUGGCCCAGAGGUGACUGCCGUCAUUAGCACCACGAAUAGGACACCUGCCCUGGCCCUGUUUAACUUUAAAGCGGAAACAUUAAAGGAGCUGCCAUUUCAAAAAGGAGACAUUGUGUACAUCUUUCGGCAGGUGGACCAAAACUGGUAUGAAGGAGAGCAUCAUGGUAGAGUCGGCAUUUUCCCACGUAACUAUGUCGAGCUACUGCCCCCGACAGAAAAAGCCCAGCCCAAAAAGAGUGCUCCAGUUCAAGUGCUGGAGUACGGAGAGGCCGUUGCACGCUUCAAUUUCACUGGAGACACAGCUGUCGAGAUGUCGUUCAGAAAGGGAGAGCGGAUAACACUCAUUCGGAGGGUGGAUGAAAACUGGUACGAAGGAAAGAUUUCAGGCACCAACAGACAAGGCAUCUUCCCAGUUACUUACGUGGAGGUGCACAAAAAGCCUCGUGUUAAGAAUGGAGUGGACUUCCCCGAUCCUCCCCUUAGCCAAUCACCACAUCGCAGCACAAAUGCAUCUCCACAGCCGGUGCGUGCCCGUCUCAGCACCUCCCCUCUCCCACUGCCACGCUCACCACGCCGCUCUGUGUCUCCUGAGGUCCAUGCUAUAUCUAAUGAGUGGAUCUCCCUCACAGUAGGGGGUGUGAGCUCUAGCCCACCAGCUGCCCCAACUCCUCCUCUGCCUCCUCUGCCCAGCACUGCCUAUCGUCUAGGUGAAUAUUUGCCCCCAUCACACUCUGCCAGCCCUGUGCCCCCCAUCACUGGAAGCCCAUACUACAUCUCACCGAUGGCCUCGCCAUCAUGCUCCCCUCUGCCCCCUCCGUAUCCACCCCGGCCCAACUCUGCCACUCCGUUCCUCACCUUCACCCCACCUCAGGGGGAGGACUUCCUCCUUUUCCCUCCUUCACCACGUCUGUCGCGUAGUCUGAGUCCGUGUGGUGGUGCCGGCAUGGAAGGAUGGCUGGGUGGAGCAGGAAGGCUGGACUCAGAGCUGCAGGAGGGUGAAGGGGGAGAGCUGGACAGGGUUGGCAGCUCCCGCAAGGCGCCAUGCAGCUGGAGAAAUAGUCCAGCAGAGCCUUUAAAGAAUGACGGAGAUUACCAUGGCAGAUCCUCGAGAAGUCCAGUCAUGCUAUUUGACAUCCAGGACAACAACAUGAACGCCAACUCAUUUACGGAGGCAGUGUGUAAUGAGAUCAUGAAUAUUGCAGAGACCUCGGUGAGGUACUGCAGCACUUUGUCCCGCCCUUUAGACUCCGCUCACAGAUUGAUGCCCCACCUCAGUAAACGCUCUCUCAUCAUUUCCCAGCAACCCCAGUCCCAAAGCAGCAGCCCUGAACCUGGACGCCUGAGCUGCGGCAUAUUCCAGGCUUUGUACAGCUAUGUGCCACAGAAUGACGACGAGCUCGAGCUGCACGAAGGAGACCUUGUGAACGUCAUGGAGAAAUGCGAUGACGGCUGGUUUGUCGGUACAUCUAAGAGGACAAAACAGUUUGGCACCUUCCCAGGGAACUACGUGAAGGCCAUUAACUUGUAAUAUGUGAAAAUGUCUGAUUUGUAUGUAGAGACUCUAACACUAUGUUAAUAACACCCGUGUGGGUGGAACACUGAUGAGCUAAAGUGUAUGAUUUAUUUUCUCCUUUGUUUCUGUCAGUAUUGUAUCUUGCCCAGGUGAAUGUCCAGGUAUGUGAUCGGUAAGGUCUGUAGCAUGUCAGCAAGAAUUUUGUAGUAAAACUACAAGUAUCAGCUUGUCAGCUUGCACAGUUUCAUAUAGUAUACAUUACUUAUAUUUUAUUUUGAUUUCUAUUUAAAUGUUCAUGUCCAUACUGUUUUUUUUUUGGUACUGAAUCACAUACCUGACAUUAACACAGCAAAAACUCUAAAGUAGACGAAACAGACUAGCAGCAGUAUUGUAAAGAUCAGAAUGUAGUUAAUGGCACUUAAAGGAGGGUAUCAGUGUUGAAGGUUGAACGAGUGGACAAAGGUCAGAAAAAAAGGAUAUGUAAACUUUGUGCAAAACAAAAAAUAGUUUCAGACAUCCUGUGUGUAUUUUGAGAGCAUUAUAAAUGGUCUGGUUGAGUUCCUGUUGUGAUGUGAACCACCACAUGGACUGAGGAAUGAAUCAUGAGGUUUUGGGGAUCUUGCUUUUAUUUAAGACAGAAUAUCUGCUGUUAACAGUAAUAGGAAAGAAAUUAUUCGUUUUAAACCUGUUUCAGAAAACAGAUGGGUGUCUGAUGAGGUCUACAUUUUUGUUGACAAUCCUAGUUUUUUCCCGUUUCUUUAAAGAUCAGGAGUAACCAGGAUCAUAACUGCUCAUCUUUUGUUUUAGACAAAUGCAAAAAAAAAAAAAAAAAAGGACCUUACUUUGAUUGUCUCUCAUGUUUCACACACUGGCAGUACUAAUCCUUCACGUAACUGAAACAAAUCUGUUACUAGACAGAAGAAUUGUCAGCAUUUUCGUAAGUGACUAAGUCAUGUUUAGUGAGAAAUAAUAUUUUGCUUUCAAUUUGGUGUCAAACGUUCAACAGAUAAAUUUAAACUAUUUAACAAAAUACUUACACAGUUAAUAUAUAUAUAAAAUAUAUAUAAAAUAUAUAAGGUGUGGACAAGCCGCUUAUAUAAAGCUUUUCUCCAUUUUGAUACUAUUUUUGAAUAAUAAUGAAAAAAAAAAUAACAAUGAAACAAUGUGGAAUUACCCCAUGAACAAAAAAAGUAUAUAUAUAUAUAUAUAUAUAUAUAUAUAUAUAUAUAUAUAUAUAUAUAUAUAUAUAUAUAUAAAGCUUUAUGAGAACAAUCAAAACUGUUUUAUAUUUAAAGUUCUUAAAAAAUAUUUCUGUUGACUUCUGGCAUCGUCUCAGACGGCUUCACGAUAAAACAACAAACAAACAAACAAACAAACAAAAAAUUAAUAUUAUUUAUCUGGAAAAAAAAUAGUUUUAAGUAAAACCUACUAAUUCAGAAGUAAAUGAUUACACUGACAUGAAAUAAAUUACAAUUAUUUACAUUAGUCAUAGAAACAAAUUUGAUCUAUAAUCCCUUAUGAAAAUAUCUUUAAUACUAUUAAAGAUAAAAAAAAAUAAUUUAACCCGUCCAAACUUAUGAUUAGUAGUGUUAUUCAUUGGCUUUUGUCCUACAGCAGUGUUUGUAGGGUCAAACAAGCGGCAGGAAAAAGCGCUGCAGAAAGAAUGAAGUAGAAGAAAGAAUGUUUUUCAUCCCUACGUCUGAGCGGGGGAAAAGAAAAAAGAAAAAGAAAAACAAAACUAGACCUCAGAAGGUAAAGGCUUGCUGAGUAUUAAAAUAUAGUAAUACAGAACAAGGAAUAAAUGAAUAUUUUAAGAAUAUAGAUGCUAUUUUAGGUAUAAGGCAGUAUAAGGUGAUGUAAAUAGAGGUCAUUUUUUCAUUCUUCGUGUAAUAUUCAAACUAUUCUUGAAAUUCUUAUUUUCCUAACCCGAAUGAAACUGGUCCUCCUAAGAGCACAUAUGAUCACUUGGAUAUGUUGCUGUACUACACAGGCUUGUGGGAUAAAUCCAAAUCUAUUUUUUGUCAUUAGAAAGCUUGGAGCUUUUGAAGUACAGCAUUCGUUAACAUGGGUUUACAGAACUUUAAUCCUGACGUGACCACAAAAGUGUUGAUCUGUACGAGAUGUUCUGUCGUACCUCCGUCCUUCCUAUCUUGAAGUGCCAUUUAUACGAGUAAGCUACAUUAGGAGACUUUUUUUUAUCUAUAUACUAAACAUCAAGCUGUUUGAUAGUUUAGUUUCUUCUGCUGUAGCAGCAUUUCAGUGUGGUGUAGACUGAAUAGAGGAAAAAGUAACGAUCGCUUAAUAGACCUGAUGUGAAGAACAUGCCAUGCUUGAGUUUCUACACAGUGUUGCACUUCUGACAGCCAUGAAGUAUUUUGGCUCGUGAACUAACGUCUCCUGUACAUUGCGUUCUAUAUAAUGCCACAGGAGGUCAUGUGUGGAGUGUUUCACAGGUUUAACUGUUCUUUUAACACAUCCACAUUCAGUAUUUAUCAUAUUUUACGUUAAUAACACUGUGUAUAUCAUUGUCUGGCUCAUUGGUUUUAACCGUAUCUCACUUUAUCCAACCUGAUUAGAGUCAUAUAGGAUUUUAAAUUCAUCACAGCUUUACUUUAUUCCAUCCCACUUUAUGAUAGACAAACUAAAAGAAUAUAGUGUCUUGAGAAUCCUGAGACGAGAGAAUCGUACUUGUAAAUAUUGUAUAAUAUAAAAAGAAUAAAAUGUUUGAAGUCACAACAGCCUUUAGGAAUAUAGUUUAUAUAACAGGAAGAGUUUUAGGAAAGCACAGCGAGUUGCUUUUGGUGGAUAUGAAUGAAUGACAGAUUUCUAACACUGUGUUAGGAUCCAGAUGCCUUUUGUCUCACAGCUUUGUUAACCGUGCCUCGUUUUUUGUGUUUAUUAUUAUUAUUAUUAUUACUAUUAUUAUUAUUAUUAUUAUUAUUAAUAAUAAUACUUUUGCCUUGAUACAUUGAGAAGGGAAUCCAUGUUACUUUGUAGGAGAUGCUUGACCACAAGUGUGUUACGGGAGACAAUUACCAAGAUCCUGACUGCAAUCACUGGACAUUUUCAUAGAGUGUGACAUAAUAAUGCCUGUAGUGAUCUUCCACAUGCAGAGGCUCAUAUUGCAGUUAGAUGUUGUUUUCCUUUAUUUGCGGUGCAGUUACAGAUACAGAUAGAAUGUUGGAUUUAAACACGCUAUUUACUGCUGUGAUUUCAUUAUUAUGCAAUAUUUAAUAAAAUGUAUUAAAGCUC